Molecule: messenger RNA, 666 nt
Organism: Trichoplax adhaerens
Lineage: Eukaryota; Metazoa; Placozoa; Uniplacotomia; Trichoplacea; Trichoplacidae
Exons: 2
Coding region: 1-666 (221 amino acids)
Molecular function (GO): O-methyltransferase activity; S-adenosylmethionine-dependent methyltransferase activity
Source: RefSeq, a predicted model, not a curated record
AUGGGGAGGCCUAUUGGUUUUCCGACUGAAUCUCCAAUUUAUCAGUAUGUAUUGAAGUAUGGCUUCCGAAAGCAUCCGGUGUUGCAACGCUUAUGUGACAAAUCAGCUGGCCAUCCAGAGGCAAUCAUGGCUGCAACAUCAGAUGAAGUUUCCAUGAUGCAGUUUUUAUUGCAAUUGAUUCAUGCAAAGAAGGUUUUAGAAGUCGGUGUGUUUACUGGAUACACUACACUUGGAAUGGCUCUUGCUUUGCCUAGUGAUGGUAAAGUAAUUGGCUUAGACAUCAGCAAGGAAUUUGUUGAUAUUGGCAGACCGUUUUGGAAGGAAGCUGGUGUUGAUGGUAAAAUCGAUAUAAGACUUGGACCAGCUGUUGAAAGCAUGGACCAAUUGCUUGGCGAUAAUGAAUCUGGUACCUUCGAUUUCAUAUUUAUCGAUGCAGAUAAAACCAAUUAUGUUGACUACUACGAAAAAUCACUGCAGUUAUUAAGAAAAGAUGGGAUGAUUGCUAUCGACAACACGCUAUGGCGAGGUUAUGUAGCCGAUGAGUCUAUUAACGAUGCCGAUACUACAAUGGUUCGUCAAUUAAAUAGUAUCAUCAAAGACGAUGAACGUGUUGAAUUUGUCAUGUUAACCGUAGCAGAUGGUGUAACUUUGGUUCGAAAAAAAUAG